AUGCGUUCGCUUCAGAGCGCCUCCCGGCUGGCCAUGCGCACUAUCCGGUCGUCUCAAUCGCGACCCAGCGACCUAGCACCCAUUCUUGGUGCCACCCGACUAUCACCGGCGCAUUAUAGAUCGCUCCACGCCGUGCCGCCGCGAAAGUCUCAAUCCGCGGCUGCAAGAGACUCGUCCAAUCCUGCUAUGUCCUUUCCUUGCCUUGAUGCCCAAGAUGCCAAAUCUGCUAUGCUCUCCGCGAAAUCAAUCGAAUCAGGCCCCGAGCCUUCCUAUACCACUGGUAACCACGAGCUGUACCACUGCGACCAGCCGCUUCUUCUGGAUUGGGGCGGCGUGAUGCCUGAGUUCGAUAUUGCGUAUGAGACUUGGGGUGAGCUGAACAGUGAUAAGAGUAAUGCGAUUCUUUUGCAUACCGGACUCUCUGCUUCAAGUCAUGCCCAUAGUACUACGUCGAAUCCCAAGCCAGGUUGGUGGGAGAAGUUCAUUGGACCUGGUCUUCCUCUCGAUACCGAUAAAUAUCAUGUUAUCUGCACCAAUGUGCUGGGAGGCUGUUACGGCAGCACUGGGCCUUCGUCGAAAGACCCGUCAGAUGGCAACUGGUACGCAACACGGUUCCCAAUACUUACACUGGACGACAUGGUUAGAGCUCAGUUCCGUCUUCUCGAUGGCCUGGGUAUCCAGAAGCUUGCUGCAUCCGUCGGAUCUAGUAUGGGUGGAAUGCAGAGUCUAGCAGCUGGCGUGCUGUUCCCUGAGCGUGUGGGCAAAAUCGUCAGCAUCAGUGGUUGUGCUCGUAGCCAUCCAUACAGUAUUGCAAUGCGACACACCCAGCGCCAAGUCCUAAUGAUGGACCCGAAGUGGGCGCGCGGAUUCUACUACGACGCUAUUCCCCCACACUCCGGUAUGAAGCUUGCUCGUGAAAUCGCCACCGUCACCUACCGCAGUGGGCCCGAGUGGGAAAUGCGAUUCGGUCGUCGUCGCGCUGACCCGAGCAAGCAGCCCGCUCUCUGUCCUGACUUCCUCAUCGAGACAUACCUCGAUCAUGCCGGUGAGAAGUUUUGUUUAGAGUAUGACCCCAACAGUCUUCUUUAUGUCUCCAAGGCCAUGGAUCUCUUCGACUUGGGCCAUGCACACCAAACCGAGACUCGUCGCCGUCGCGCGGAAGCUGAAACUCGCAUCGCCCAUGGUGAAAUAUCUCCUAGUGUCUCCGACCCAGCCUGCAGCUUGACUUUGCCCGACAAGCCGUAUGAAGAGCAGCCCGAGUCUACUGCUUCCUCGUCUUCGCCGACCGAGUCUGCGUCCUCAGAAGAUGAAAGUGCCCCACGCGACCUGGUCACAGGCCUCGCGCCUUUGAAGAACCACCCAGUCCUCGUGAUGGGCGUUGCUAGCGACAUCCUUUUCCCCGCAUGGCAACAGCGCGAGAUCGCAGAGACCCUUCGGGCGGGUGGAAAUAAUAAUGUGGAGCAUAUCGAACUUGGCGAUGAUGUGUCCCUGUUCGGACAUGACACCUUCCUGCUUGAUCUGAAGAAUGUUGGCGGUGCUGUCGGUCGCUUCCUUCAGUAA
This is a messenger RNA of Penicillium angulare, 1560 nucleotides long. Its product is annotated as homoserine O-acetyltransferase family protein. NCBI's taxonomy places the organism in Eukaryota, Fungi, Ascomycota, Eurotiomycetes, Eurotiales, Aspergillaceae. The transcript has a single exon. The record is from RefSeq and is a predicted model, not a curated record. Bases 1 to 1560 code for a protein of 519 amino acids. Gene Ontology annotation, molecular function: homoserine O-acetyltransferase activity; L-serine O-acetyltransferase activity. Gene Ontology annotation, biological process: L-homoserine metabolic process.